AUGAUUCGCCUUCGUUAUCGUGCGCGGGAAGUGGCAUUCGGGUGGUCGAGGGGACCGGCGCUGUGGUCUACGCGGCGGUUGGAAUCGAUGGGAUCCACCUCGUGGCGCGUUCCGUCAACAAACAAAGCUGUGGCGCAGUGGUUGUACGGCUCAGCUGCGGUGGUGGGAUGCGUUGUUGUAGUUGGUGGUGUCACACGACUCACUGAGAGUGGUCUGAGCAUAGUCGACUGGAAGCCGGUGACUGGCGUAAGGCCACCCACCACACAAGAUGAAUGGGAGGAAGAGUUCGCGAAAUACCAGAACUUCCCUGAGUUCAAACAAAGAAACACCAUGACGCUUGAGGAGUUUAAGUUCAUAUUCUUUUGGGAGUGGGCCCACCGGGUGUUAGCGCGCAGCGUGGGAAUUGUCUAUGGUGUGCCCCUCUUGUACUUUGUUUGCAGGGGCAGAUUCAGAGCGCAGCCUGCGCUUUUGGCCACGCUGAGUGGUAUACUUGCACUUGGAGGGGCGCAGGGAGCUAUGGGAUGGUACAUGGUGCGAAGUGGCCUCGACCCUCAGUUACUUGAUGAGAGGCGGAAAGCUAGAGUUUCCACCUACCGACUAGCCGCCCACUUAGUAUUGGCCUUCACCAUUUACGCCUCUUUGAUGCGUGUUGGGUUUGGGCUAAAAAUGCCGCGGAUGGCACACUUUCCCGGAAGGACGCGCAUUCAGGCUUGCGCUCGCUGUUGCUUUGCGGCGGUGCUUUGCACAGUAAUUUCAGGGGCUUUUGUGGCAGGCCUCGGCGGGGGUCUCAUGUACAACGAUGAGCUCCCGUGGAUGGGUGGCGGCUUCAUUCCACCGCGGGACCACCUUAUGGUUGUGGAGCCGUGGUGGCGUAACGCACUGGAGAACCCCGCGGCGGCGCAGACGUGGCACCGUUUGAUGGCGGCUGUCAGCACCACCGCCAUCAUGGCGAUGAAUGCCACAUGUUUUCGCUACCGUGUUGCCAUUCCGCUCAGCGUCUGGAAGAGUGUGGCAGCCGUUAAUGCCAUGCUAAUCGCGCAGGUGUCACUGGGGGUUUGGACUAUUGCUUCUUAUGUGGAUCUCCCCGUAGCGGUAAGUCACCAACUGGGGUCGCUGCUGCUUCUUACAACAACAAUCCGAGUGUGUGCCGUUCUCGGAUCUCGAGGGUUGGUACUUGUGUAA
Trypanosoma brucei brucei TREU927 is the source of this 1182-nucleotide messenger RNA. RefSeq names its product cytochrome oxidase assembly protein, putative. Bases 1 to 1182 code for a protein of 393 amino acids. The record is from RefSeq and is a predicted model, not a curated record. The transcript has a single exon. Gene Ontology annotation, biological process: heme A biosynthetic process. Gene Ontology annotation, cellular component: mitochondrial inner membrane. Gene Ontology annotation, molecular function: oxidoreductase activity, acting on NAD(P)H, heme protein as acceptor. NCBI's taxonomy places the organism in Eukaryota, Euglenozoa, Kinetoplastea, Trypanosomatida, Trypanosomatidae.